AUGUGGUGCUGCCAUUACCUGCGACGAUGUGGUGCUGCCAUCACCUGCUACGGUGCUGCUAUUACCAGAUGUGGUGCUGCCAUCACCUGCUACGGUGCUGCUAUUACCAGAUGUGGUGCUGCCAUUACCUGCGACGGUGCUGCUAUUACCAGAUGUGCUGCUGCCAUCACCUGCUACGGUGCUGCUAUUACCAGAUGUGAUGUGGUGCUGCCAUUACCUGCGACGGUGCUGCUAUUACCAGAUGUGGUGCUGCCAUUACCUGCGACGGUGCUGCUAUUACCAGAUGUGGUGCUGCCAUUACCUGCGACGGUGCUGCUAUUACCAGAUGUGGUGCUGCCAUUACCUGCUACGGUUCUGCUAUUACCAGAUGUGGUGCUGCCAUUACCUGCUACGGUUCUGCUAUUACCAGAUGUGGUGCUGCCAUUACCUGCGACGGUGCUGCUAUUACCAGAUGUGGUGCUGCCAUUACCUGCGACGGUGCUGCUAUUACCAGAUGUGGUGCUGCCAUUACCUGCUACGGUUCUGCUAUUACCAGAUGUGGUGCUGCCAUUACCUGCUACGGUUCUGCUAUUACCAGAUGUGGUGCUGCCAUUACCUGCGACGGUGCUGCUAUUACCAGAUGUGGUGCUGCCAUUACCUGCUACGGUGCUGCUAUUACCAGAUGUGGUGCUGCCAUUACCUGCGACGGUGCUGCUAUUACCAGAUGUGGUGCUGCCAUUACCUGCGACGGUGCUGCUAUUACCAGAUGUGGUGCUGCCAUUACCUGCGACGGUGCUGCUAUUACCAGAUGUGGUGCUGCCAUUACCUGCUACGGUGCUGCUAUUACCAGAUGUGGUGCUGCCAUUACCUGCUACGGUUCUGCUAUUACCAGAUGUGGUGCUGCCAUUACCUGCGACGGUGCUGCUAUUACCAGAUGUGGUGCUGCCAUUACCUGCGACGGUGCUGCUAUUACCAGAUGUGGUGCUGCCAUUACCUGCGACGGUGCUGCUAUUACCAGAUGUGGUGCUGCCAUUACCUGCGACGGUGCUGCUAUUACCAGAUGUGGUGCUGCCAUUACCUGCUACGGUGCUGCUAUUACCAGAUGUGGUGCUGCCAUUACCUGCUACGGUUCUGCUAUUACCAGAUGUGGUGCUGCCAUUACCUGCGACGGUGCUGCUAUUACCAGAUGUGGUGCUGCCAUUACCUGCUACGGUUCUGCUAUUACCAGAUGUGGUGCUGCCAUUACCUGCGACGGUGCUGCUAUUACCAGAUGUGGUGCUGCCAUUACCUGCGACGGUGCUGCUAUUACCAGAUGUGGUGCUGCCAUUACCUGCGACGGUGCUGCUAUUACCAGAUGUGGUGCUGCCAUUACCUGCGACGGUGCUGCUAUUACCAGAUGUGGUGCUGCCAUUACCUGCGACGGUGCUGCUAUUACCAGAUGUGGUGCUGCCAUUACCUGCUACGGUGCUGCUAUUACCAGAUGUGGUGCUGCCAUUACCUGCGACGGUGCUGCUAUUACCAGAUGUGGUGCUGCCAUUACCUGCGACGGUGCUGCUAUUACCAGAUGUGGUGCUGCCAUUACCUGCGACGGUGCUGCUAUUACCAGAUGUGGUGCUGCCAUUACCUGCGACGGUGCUGCUAUUACCAGAUGUGGUGCUGCCAUUACCUGCUACGGUUCUGCUAUUACCAGAUGUGGUGCUGCCAUUACCUGCUACGGUUCUGCUAUUACCAGAUGUGGUGCUGCCAUUACCUGCGACGGUGCUGCUAUUACCAGAUGUGGUGCUGCCAUUACCUGCGACGGUGCUGCUAUUACCAGAUGUGGUGCUGCCAUUACCUGCGACGGUGCUGCUAUUACCAGAUGUGGUGCUGCCAUUACCUGCUACGGUGCUGCUAUUACCAGAUGUGGUGCUGCCAUUACCUGCGACGGUGCUGCUAUUACCAGAUGUGGUGCUGCCAUUACCUGCGACGGUGCUGCUAUUACCAGAUGUGGUGCUGCCAUUACCUGCGACGGUGCUGCUAUUACCAGAUGUGGUGCUGCCAUUACCUGCGACGGUGCUGCUAUUACCAGAUGUGGUGCUGCCAUUACCUGCUACGGUUCUGCUAUUACCAGAUGUGGUGCUGCCAUUACCUGCUACGGUUCUGCUAUUACCAGAUGUGGUGCUGCCAUUACCUGCGACGGUGCUGCUAUUACCAGAUGUGGUGCUGCCAUUACCUGCGACGGUGCUGCUAUUACCAGAUGUGGUGCUGCCAUUACCUGCUACGGUGCUGCUAUUACCAGAUGUGGUGCUGCCAUUACCUGCUACGGUUCUGCUAUUACCAGAUGUGGUGCUGCCAUUACCUGCGACGGUGCUGCUAUUACCAGAUGUGGUGCUGCCAUUACCUGCUACGGUUCUGCUAUUACCAGAUGUGGUGCUGCCAUUACCUGCGACGGUGCUGCUAUUACCAGAUGUGGUGCUGCCAUUACCUGCGACGGUGCUGCUAUUACCAGAUGUGGUGCUGCCAUUACCUGCGACGGUGCUGCUAUUACCAGAUGUGGUGCUGCCAUUACCUGCGACGGUGCUGCUAUUACCAGAUGUGGUGCUGCCAUUACCUGCGACGGUGCUGCUAUUACCAGAUGUGGUGCUGCCAUCACCUGCUACGGUGCUGCUAUUACCAGAUGUGGUGCUGCCAUCACCUGCUACGGUGCUGCUAUUACCAGAUGUGGUGCUGCCAUUACCUGCGACGGUGCUGCUAUUACCAGAUGUGGUGCUGCCAUCACCUGCUACGGUGCUGCUAUUACCAGAUGUGGUGCUGCCAUUACCUGCGACGGUGCUGCUAUUACCAGAUGUGGUGCUGCCAUUACCUGCGACGGUGCUGCUAUUACCAGAUGUGGUGCUGCCAUUACCUGCGACGGUGCUGCUAUUACCAGAUGUGGUGCUGCCAUUACCUGCGACGGUGCUGCUAUUACCAGAUGUGGUGCUGCCAUUACCUGCGACGGUGCUGCUAUUACCAGAUGUGGUGCUGCCAUUACCUGCGACGGUGCUGCUAUUACCAGAUGUGGUGCUGCCAUUACCUGCGACGGUGCUGCUAUUACCAGAUGUGGUGCUGCCAUUACCUGCGACGGUGCUGCUAUUACCAGAUGUGGUGCUGCCAUUACCUGCGACGGUGCUGCUAUUACCAGAUGUGGUGCUGCCAUUACCUGCGACGGUGCUGCUAUUACCAGAUGUGGUGCUGCCAUUACCUGCGACGGUGCUGCUAUUACCAGAUGUGGUGCUGCCAUCACCUGCUACGGUGCUGCUAUUACCAGAUGUGGUGCUGCCAUCACCUGCUACGGUGCUGCUAUUACCAGAUGUGGUGCUGCCAUUACCUGCGACGGUGCUGCUAUUACCAGAUGUGGUGCUGCCAUCACCUGCUACGGUGCUGCUAUUACCAGAUGUGGUGCUGCCAUUACCUGCGACGGUGCUGCUAUUACCAAAAGUGGUGCUGCCAUUACCUGCGACGGUGCUGCUAUUACCAGAUGUGGUGCUGCCAUUACCUGCGACGGUGCUGCUAUUACCAGAUGUGGUGCUGCCAUCACCUGCUACGGUGCUGCUAUUACCAGAUGUGGUGCUGCCAUCACCUGCUACGGUGCUGCUAUUACCAGAUGUGGUGCUGCCAUUACCUGCGACGGUGCUGCUAUUACCAGAUGUGGUGCUGCCAUCACCUGCUACGGUGCUGCUAUUACCAGAUGUGGUGCUGCCAUUACCUGCGACGGUGCUGCUAUUACCAGAUGUGGUGCUGCCAUUACCUGCGACGGUGCUGCUAUUACCAGAUGUGGUGCUGCCAUUACCUGCGACGGUGCUGCUAUUACCAGAUGUGGUGCUGCCAUUACCUGCGACGGUGCUGCUAUUACCAGAUGUGGUGCUGCCAUUACCUGCGACGGUGCUGCUAUUACCAGAUGUGGUGCUGCCAUUACCUGCGACGGUGCUGCUAUUACCAGAUGUGGUGCUGCCAUUACCUGCGACGGUGCUGCUAUUACCAGAUGUGGUGCUGCCAUUACCUGCGACGGUGCUGCUAUUACCAGAUGUGGUGCUGCCAUUACCUGCGACGGUGCUGCUAUUACCAGAUGUGGUGCUGCCAUUACCUGCGACGGUGCUGCUAUUACCAGAUGUGGUGCUGCCAUUACCUGCGACGGUGCUGCUAUUACCAGAUGUGGUGCUGCCAUUACCUGCGACGGUGCUGCUAUUACCAGAUGUGGUGCUGCCAUUACCUGCUACGGUGCUGCUAUUACCAGAUGUGGUGCUGCCAUUACCUGCGACGGUGCUGCUAUUACCAGAUGUGGUGCUGCCAUUACCUGCGACGGUGCUGCUAUUACCAGAUGUGGUGCUGCCAUUACCUGCUACGGUUCUGCUAUUACCAGAUGUGGUGCUGCCAUUACCUGCGACGGUGCUGCUAUUACCAGAUGUGGUGCUGCCAUCACCUGCUACGGUGCUGCUAUUACCAGAUGUGGUGCUGCCAUUACCUGCGACGGUGCUGCUAUUACCAGAUGUGGUGCUGCCAUUACCUGCGACGGUGCUGCUAUUACCAGAUGUGGUGCUGCCAUUACCUGCGACGGUGCUGCUAUUACCAGAUGUGGUGCUGCCAUUACCUGCUACGGUGCUGCUAUUACCAGAUGUGGUGCUGCCAUUACCUGCGACGGUGCUGCUAUUACCAGAUGUGGUGCUGCCAUCACCUGCUACGGUGCUGCUAUUACCAGAUGUGGUGCUGCCAUUACCUGCUACGGUGCUGCUAUUACCAGAUGUGGUGCUGCCAUUACCUGCGACGGUGCUGCUAUUACCAGAUGUGGUGCUGCCAUUACCUGCGACGGUGCUGCUAUUACCAGAUGUGGUGCUGCCAUUACCUGCGACGGUGCUGCUAUUACCAGAUGUGGUGCUGCCAUUACCUGCUACGGUUCUGCUAUUACCAGAUGUGGUGCUGCCAUUACCUGCGACGGUGCUGCUAUUACCAGAUGUGGUGCUGCCAUUACCUGCGACGGUGCUGCUAUUACCAGAUGUGGUGGGGCAGGAGGAGCAGAAGGUGGAGCAGUCGGAGCAGAAGAGGGUGGUGUUGACAGCGACCACGGUGCAUGGCCCUGUGGGGCAUGACAUGAGCAGCCCGUCAUAG
Closterium sp. Yama58-4 is the source of this 5100-nucleotide messenger RNA. NCBI's taxonomy places the organism in Eukaryota, Viridiplantae, Streptophyta, Zygnematophyceae, Desmidiales, Closteriaceae. The record is from the annotation of a GenBank genome assembly.